AUGCUCAUUCCGCUCACUGCCCUCGUGGCAGCCUCCGGCCUGGCCCUCGCGCAAUUCGUCUCGCAGGACGCCCGAGUCCGCAAUCUCACCGUCGUGCCCUCACCCGGAGAUGCCGGUGUCACCGUCUCCUUCAAGGAGCCCAAAGGCGCCUGCAGGACAGCCUUUGACAGCCAGAGGCAGUUUACCGGAUGGGUCAACAUUCCCGGCCAAUUCCCCACCAACCUGUUCUUCUGGUUCGUCGAGGCCCGUGAGCCCACCGAGAGCCUGGCGAUUUGGCUCAACGGCGGCCCUGGCGCCAGCUCAUUGCUCGGCCUCUUCUCCGAGAACGGGCCCUGUGAGGUCGUGGAAAGGGGCCUCGAAGACUACGACACGGUUGCCAGAGAGUGGGGCUGGGAUCGUGCGUCCAACAUGCUCUUCAUCGAUCAGCCUAACCAGGUUGGCUUCUCCUAUGACACGCCAACCAACGGCACCUUUUCCGCUUUCAAUGGCUCCGCGUCUACGCCCCCGAGCCGCCCCGACGACUCGCUGCCCCCUUGGGCCUCCGCCAACGGCACCUUCAGCACCAACGACCCUAGGGGCACGGCCAACACGACGAGGGCUGCGGCCAUGGCUGCCUGGCACGCGAUCCAGGGUUUCCUCACCACCUUCCCCCAAUAUCAGCCAAGUGCCAAUGCCUCCGUCGCCCUCAGCCUCGUUGCCCAGAGCUACGGCGGCGUGUACGGCCCAGUCUUUGCGGAGACGUGGGAAGCGCAGAACCAGAAGCGGUUGACCGGCGUCUUGAACCGAAACACGACGUUAGAGCUUCGUCUCACAUCGCUGGGCAUUUUCAACGGGUGCGUCGAUAGCGCGCUUCAAGUGCCCACCUUGCCGGUCUUUGCAAAUAACAACACUUACGACAUCAAGGCCUUGUCAGACACAGAGGCCGGCCUGUAUCGGGACAAGUUCUUCGCCCGCUCCGGUUGCAGAGAUCUCCUGGCCCAAUGCCAGGCUGCCGCCGCCGGGCAACCUUGGGAGGGCAAUGGCAACAACCAGACAGACGCCGAUGCUGUCUGUCGUCAAGCCACGCUGGCCUGCCUCGACAUUUCACAGCCAUAUUUGAACUCAGGUAAAAGCGCCUACGACAUCGCGGCCCUCUCCGCCAACCCCGAGCCCCCGCCGUUCUUCGCCGACUACCUCAACCAGGCUGGCGUGCAAGCAGCCAUUGGCUCGCCCGUCAACUUCACCAUGACGAGCAACGUCGUCUCCGCCAACUUCUCAUGGACAGGUGACUUUUCCAAGGGCGGCAAUGUCCACCGACUGGCAGCUCUGCUCCAAAGGGGCGUCCGUCUAGGCCUCGUCUACGGCGACAGGGACUACGUGUGUAACUGGUUCGGAGGCGAGGCCGUCUCGCUAGCGGUUGCUCAGCAGGCGGGCGGAGAGUACGCCGCCAAGUUUCCGACCGCCGGCUAUGCGCCGAUUGUCGUCAACGACUCGUACAUUGGCGGCGAGGUCCGCCAGUACGGAAACCUGUCCUUUAGCCGCAUAUAUCAGGCCGGCCACGCCGUCGCCUGGUACCAGCCCGAGACGGCGUUCCAGGUCUUUGCCCGCAUCCUCCUGGGUCGCUCCGUGUCCAUGGGUAACAUGGUCGACCUGGCCAAGUACAACACGUCCGGGCCACUCAACUCUACGCGCUCAGCCAAGGCGCCCGACCCACCCAAGCCGACGUGCUUUAUCCGCGCCAUGAACAUGACGUGCGACGCCGAUGCGUUGGAGCUCGCACGCCACGGCGGCGGCGUCGUCAUCAACGGGGUGCUGUACAGCAAGGCAGACGACUGGGUGCUAGCCACGGUCGGGCCGACGGCGACGUCGACGUCGACUUCUUCCCCCUCAGCGGAUGCCAUGACGGGCCUGUACACGGCCACCGCGACGCCCAGCAGCGCUGCGUGCUUUGCGAGGCCUUGCUUACCGGUGUGGGAACUCGGGGUUGCUUUGCUCGCGCUGUGCAGCUUGGUGAGUUUGAUGUAG
Messenger RNA from Hirsutella rhossiliensis, 2004 nucleotides. RefSeq names its product serine carboxypeptidase domain-containing protein. The transcript is spliced from 2 exons. The coding region runs from base 1 to 2004 and encodes 667 amino acids. Gene Ontology annotation, biological process: proteolysis. Gene Ontology annotation, cellular component: fungal-type vacuole. Gene Ontology annotation, molecular function: serine-type carboxypeptidase activity. The record is from RefSeq and is a predicted model, not a curated record. Lineage: Eukaryota; Fungi; Ascomycota; Sordariomycetes; Hypocreales; Ophiocordycipitaceae.